GUUGACUCGUUCGAACAUCGAACAUCACAACAGUGCGAGUGAACGCCUCCCUCUCGUAAGCUGCGUGUCUGUGGGCUGAUUCUCAAAACAAAAGCAGACGCAAAGCCCGUGGAAUUAAUCCAACACAAAUGCAAAGCAACAUUCAUCUCUUGCGCGUUCAAAUGAAGCUGUACGCCCGGCCACGCGCACGUUUUUGUUCGGGUGCGAGUGUUUUCAGUGGGUAUGAGGUGGCAUAGCGGAUACGGGGUCUUUGUAAAUGAAUAAGAGAUGAACGCGGCUGGAUCCAGACUGGCACACCGCGCGCACGGACGCAGACCAACACUGCGCAGUAAAUAUCAGCUGGGCUGGGUUCGGGUUGGUUCGGUUGGGUCGUGGUUCCGUUGAGACGGAAGGUUUAGGUAGAAGAGGAGGAAGGAGCGCGCCUGACCCGAACAGAGGCCCUCAGCUGCGCACAUCAGCUGUUCCUAGCGUCCCUGUGUGUUAAUUUGAGCUUUCUCAAUUCAUCAUCACCUUUAUUUGACGGUAUCAAUCGUCCUCCAUUUGCGGCUGCUGGUAUAUGUCCCAUUAACCAAACCCCAGCGUGGAAUCAAACCAUCUCCUGGACCUGAAGGCAAAGCGGAGAUCAGGUUCCUUACAUCACAAAUCCAGUUCUUAUUCCCCUCUUUGGGUACUACAAAUGGACAGGAAAAAUCCACCCUGCAUUAAACAAUGCCCAUAAUGCCCAUAGCAGAUGAUAUGGACAGAAACUGUUAUGAUACUGAUAAAUAUGUUAUAUUCAGUUCAUUUUUGUUUCUUAGUGCUUUAAACCCUCUGAGACUCUAAAUAUGGACCUUUGAGAGGUAUCCGGCAGCCUUUCUUUUUCUUUUCUGGUUUGGAUGCUUAUUUGAUACCUCAACGGCAUAAACUCAAGCCUGUUGGGUAUUUUAGAAGUGGGUUAUGUAAUCGUCUUUUUAGAUGCCAAACCCCAGAGAACUCGGAGAAGGAGAAAACCUCAUCAGCUAGUGCUGUGAGUGGGUUUGUUGGACCGUUUGGGCCUAAACCCAAACCUCAACUUUUUUUUAAGGCCAUUUGGCACCCAGGAACGAUCUCCACCAUUCCUUGAAGACUUUGAAUAUGGACUUUUGAAAGAUCUGACUGGCAUUAGAUGCUCUUUCGGUUGAGUUCUGAAGGCCCAGCAAACUCGUAAUCUUCUGGAUUGGAUGUGUUUAAGAUAUCUUGAGGUUGCAAACCCAAGAUUGUUAUGAAUUUUGGAAGUCAAAUUCAUAUACUUAUCAUUUUAGAUGCCACUGCCGCUUACAAAGAACUUAAGGAGAAAACUUCCACUGACUAGGGCCUAUUGGUUCUUACUGGGCAUGAACCCAUAUCUAACCUUGUUUUAAGGCCAUUUACCACCCAGGAACGAUCUCUGUAUGACUUCCACCAUUCCUCAAAGACUUUGAAAAUGAACUCUUGAGAGAUCUGACUCGCAUUAGUUGCUCUUUGAGUUUUGGAGGCUCAGCAAACCCUCAAUCUUCUGGAUUAGAUGUGCUUAAUAUACCUUGAGGUCAUAAAUUCAAGAUUGUUAUAAAUUUCUGAAGUCAAAUUUAUAUAUUAAUCAUAUUAGAUGCCGCCUCCAUUUCCAGAGAACUUAAGGAAGGGGAAAACUUCCGCCAACUAGGGCUUCUUGAGCCCAAACCCAAUCCCAACCCCUUCCCCCCCUUUUUGGCCAUUUGGCUCCUAUUUCUUACCUCCAUCUCAUCCCGACCUCCACCAUUCGCCCCUCGCUGGCCACGGCAGUCCUCCCUCCCCGUUCCCGCCCCCACCCUCCCACUUCUCAUCACCCAACCCCUUCCCCACACCACACUUCCCACCCCUCCACCCAAGUCACCAUGGCAACCGGCACAACCACCACCGCCCGUGAACAUCUCCUAGUGGUGCGGAGGCGCACCCCGCACAUGCGCUACACGUUGAGCCCGGAAAACCUCCGCAGCCUUUCGUCACAGGGUGGUUCUGGGAAUGUGGGGAGCUCUAGAGGAGGAGCUCCUGAACCGAUGGGCCUGCAGCGGGCCAACAGUGACACCGACCUGGUGACGUCGGAUAGCCGUUCCUCCUUAACAGCCUCUACAUACCAGUUCACACUCGGGCGAGGGCAAAACCUGGUCAUCUCUUGGGACAUCAAGGAGGAGGUGGAUGCCACUGACUGGAUUGGGCUGUACCAUAUCGAUGAGACGUGUCCCGCUAACGUUUGGGAUUCGAAGAACCGCGGGGUGAACGGCACUCAGAGGGGGCAGAUCGUCUGGAGGCUUGAGGCCGGACCGUACUUCAUGGAGCCUGAGACCAAAAUCUGUUUCAAAUAUUACCAUGGAGUGAGUGGAGCGCUGAGGGCCACAACCCCCUGCAUCACUGUCAGCAACCCUGGAGUCACAGUCGGGACAGAAGGACAGGUGGAUGGACAGUCUGUCACUGAACACUGCAGGAAAUUGGUCAGCUUUACUCUAUCAGAUAUCAGGGCCCAGGGUCUGAAGAAGGGCAUGUUUUUUAAUCCAGACCCCUAUCUGAAGAUGAGUAUCCAACCAGGCAAGAGGCACGGCUUCCCUACGUUCACCCACCACGGCCAGGAGAGACGAACCUCCAUCAUAUCUAACACCACUAACCCUGUGUGGCACGGAGAGAAGUACACUUUUGUUGCACUGAUGACAGACGUUUUGGAAAUUGAGGUCAAGGACAAAUUUGCAAAAAGUCGCCCGAUCAUCAAACGCUUUUUAGGUCAGCUGACAAUGCCGGUGCAGAGACUGCUGGAGAGACAUACAGCGGGUGAUCAACAUGUGAGCUUCACGCUUUGCCGUCGUCUACCGACAGAACAUGUGAGCGGACAACUUUACUUCAGGGUGGAGAUCACCUCCAACGGACAUGAAGAUGCAAUGGGGUCUCUGCUGGGAGCCUCCUCUAUGAACGGAGACCCUGGGAGCCCAUCAGACGACGAGGAUGUUUUACAUCCUUCCUCCCGCAUGGCUAGGGGCCCCUCACCCACUGGCUCCGAAGGGUCCCUGCACGGUGACGCUUUUAGGACUGAGGAGUGCAUGAUGGAUCCUGAUGAGGAUCGACUCUUGAGAGACGGGCCACCAGAUUUGGCCGAAGGAACCCCGGGCCAUACUCAUCGCCAGGCCUCACUUAACGACUACCUGGAUGCCAUUGAGGCCCCUAAGGGCCCCGGAGACAGACCGCUAGGGGCCGCCUCACCUAAACUACGCUCAAGUUUCCCCACUGACACACGGCUCAAUGCUAUGCUACAUAUAGACUCUGAUGAAGACGAGGAAGGACACGUCUCCCGGGAUUCGGCAUUGACUAAUGGCACUACACGGCCUGAUGGACACACCUCCUCUGAACAGGACAAACGGGAGGGUCCUGUGAAAGCGAGGGAAAGGCUUGAGUCGGAAGCUGCGAGCAGCACCACAGAUACUGAAGUCACGCCAUCAGGGUCAAGCAGUGGCUCCACAAAGAGCCAAAAUGGAGGCGCUGAGGGAGGCCAAGAAGGAGCUGCUGCCUCUGGAGACUCAACACAAAACAUCAGAAGCUCUCAUAAGCCCGUUUUCAAAAUACAGGAUGAGGAAGGAGUUGCAUCCAAGGCGGUCACUAGGGAUGAAGGAUCAACAGAGGCUGCUGCAGUCACAGAGCCCUCAGCAUCUGGCAGUAAUGCAGCUGGUGAAGGAGGCGGAGCCACAGCAGCUAAGCAGCCAGAGCAGGGGAACUCCAGUGAGGCAGCCAAUGAGGAGGAAGAAGAUGCUGAAAUCUGGCAGAGGAGGCGGAGUCUGCAAGCAUCAGGAAACGCAUCACAGGCUGAAGCGAUGGAAUUAACCAAUGAAGCGAGAGGGGCAGCUGACGCAGCACAGGCUGCCACGCUAACAGAUGGAGAGACAGGAGCCUGUGCUCAAGUGAACGGCCAUCAGCCAGUGCGUUCUCUUCCCUCAGUGCGUCAUGACAUCACCCGCUAUCAGAGAGUGGACGAGCCUCUUCCGCCAAACUGGGAAGCUCGUAUUGACAGCCACGGCAGGAUUUUCUAUGUGGAUCAUGUGAACAGAACCACCACCUGGCAGCGGCCUACUGCUCCGGCUGCACCUCAGAUCCUACAGAGAUCCAACUCCAUUCAACAGAUGGAGCAGCUUAACCGAAGGUAUCAGAGUAUUCGGAGGACAAUAACCAAUGAGAGGACAGACGAACAGGCUGCAGAGAUGCCUACAGACGACACUGACCUGCUGCAUCACUCCAUACCUGAGUACCGUCGGGACGGUGUGGUUGGGCCCACUAGCUCUCGCUCCCGGUUGUCUCUGCUGCUUCAGUCCCCCAGCGCCAAGUUUCUCACCAGCCCAGAUUUCUUCACCGUACUGCAUUCCAACCCUAGUGCCUACCGCAUGUUUACAAGUAACACAUGUCUAAAACACAUGAUCAGUAAAGUGCGACGGGACGCGCACCACUUCGAGCGCUACCAGCACAAUCGAGACCUGGUUGCCUUCCUCAACAUGUUCGCCAACAAACAGCUGGAUCUUCCGCGAGGCUGGGAAAUGAAACACGACCACACGGGAAAGCCUUUCUUCGUGGACCAUAACUGCAGGGCCACCACCUUCAUAGACCCACGGCUGCCGCUUCAGAGCGCUCGACCCAGCAGCCUCCUCGCCCACCGCCAGCACCUCAGCCGUCAGCGCAGCCACAGCGCAGGGGAGGUGGGCGAUGACCCUCGGCAUGCCGGACCCGCUGUACUGCCACGCCCCUCGAACACCUUCACAGCCAAUCGCAACCAGUGUCAGGAUUUAGUUCCUGUUGCCUAUAAUGAUAAAAUAGUGGCAUUUUUGCGGCAGCCGAACAUAUUUGAGAUCCUUCAGGAGAGGCAGCCUGAGCUCAUUAGGAAUCACUCACUCAGGGAGAAGGUGCAGUUUAUUCGUAAUGAAGGAGCUUCGGGUUUAGCUCGCCUCUCCAGCGAUGCAGACUUGGUGAUUUUACUCAGCCUGUUUGAAGAGGAAGUGAUGUCGUAUGUGCCACCUCAUGCCUUACUGCACCCCAGCUACUGUCAAUCACCACGAGGGUCUCCGGUCUCCUCCCCUCAGAACUCCCCUGGUACACAACGAGCCAACGCUCGGGCCCCUGCGCCGUACAAGCGGGACUUUGAAGCCAAACUUCGGAAUUUCUAUCGCAAACUGGAGACGAAAGGCUACGGACAGGGUCCAGGCAAAGUCAAGUUGAUAAUCCGCAGAGAUCAUCUGCUGGAGGACGCCUUCAAUCAGAUCAUGUGCUAUUCUCGCAAAGAUCUACAGAGAAGUAAACUCUACGUCAGCUUUGUUGGAGAAGAGGGACUGGACUACAGUGGCCCAUCAAGAGAGUUUUUCUUUCUGGUGUCACGGGAGCUUUUUAACCCUUACUAUGGCCUGUUUGAGUAUUCGGCCAAUGACACCUACACCGUCCAGAUCAGCCCCAUGUCUGCCUUCGUCGACAACCAUCAUGAGUGGUUUCGGUUUAGUGGCCGUAUUCUGGGUCUCGCUCUUAUCCAUCAGUACCUGCUGGAUGCCUUCUUCACACGACCCUUCUACAAAGGCCUACUGCGAAUUCCAUGUGAUCUGAGUGAUCUGGAGUAUCUUGAUGAGGAGUUUCAUCAGAGUCUCCAGUGGAUGAAGGACAAUGACAUAGAGGACAUGCUGGACCUGACCUUCACCGUCAACGAGGAGGUGUUCGGACAGAUCACAGAGCGUGAGCUGAAGCCUGGCGGUGCCAAUAUCCCUGUGUCAGAGAAGAAUAAGAAGGAGUACAUCGAGCGAAUGGUGAAGUGGCGUAUAGAGCGGGGUGUCGUCCAACAGACGGAGAGUCUUGUGCGAGGAUUUUAUGAGGUUGUAGAUGCGCGGCUGGUGUCAGUGUUUGACGCGCGAGAGCUGGAGCUGGUGAUCGCCGGAACGGCAGAGAUUGAUCUGGGAGAUUGGAGGAACAACACCGAGUACAGAGGAGGUUACCAUGACAACCACAUCGUGAUUCGCUGGUUCUGGGCGGCAGUGGAGCGAUUCAACAAUGAGCAGAGACUCAGAUUGCUCCAGUUUGUGACCGGGACGUCCAGUAUCCCGUACGAAGGCUUCGCCGCCCUCAGGGGCAGCAACGGACCGCGACGCUUCUGUGUAGAGAAAUGGGGGAAAAUCUCGUCUCUGCCCAGGGCUCACACAUGUUUCAACCGUCUGGACCUCCCCCCGUAUCCCUCCUUCUCCAUGCUGUACGAGAAGAUGCUGACGGCAGUGGAGGAGACCAGCACUUUCGGUUUGGAGUGAAUGUUGACCUUUGCACUUUGAGCUGAACAAAUACAUUUCCUCAACACGUCUAGAAGAGCAAAGGAAGUAACAGACACCAGAAGCACUAUAUUUUGUACACCGUAUCACUUAAAAAUACUUCCUCAGAAACGCGCAGAACAGAAAACAAUCAACCACACAACUGAUAGAAGUGUGGAUGUUCUCUAAAUGUUUCCCAGAUGCAAACGUGAUUUUCUUUGUUCCGUCUGUAUGGCGUCACAGCAAAAAGUAAUCGGCUCUGGAUGCAUCGAGGAGGAUGUGACCAGCCAAAUGCAAAGCUGAGUUACUUAAAUGAGGAGCAAAACAAACCCAAAGGACUUUGAUAUUCUCACUCUUUUUAUCUGUAAAAAAAAAAAAAAAAAAAAAAAGACUUUUUUACGGAGCAUCAAAAUACAGCGUGAAUGAACAAAUAUAGUGUUGUGAGCUUUUUCAGACGUCUCAGAUCGCCUCAAGCAAGACACAUGACAGCGCUGCCCUGUAUAUUGAAUUGAAAUGUGUGUUCUCUCUUCUUUUUAUCAUAUUUAUACACGAGUCCAUGUCACAUGUUUGUUUUGAAAGCGUAUUCUGUCCAGCUGUCGUGUCAGAUUUGUGACACUUUUGAAUGAUUUUGGUUGUGCAUGUGCUCUCACACGUGACGUUUUCAAAGGGCAUGUUACACUGACGCACUACAACAUCAUGAAUGUGACCACUAAAUGAUAGAAAAAUGAUGAUUUUAUGACCUUCUGACCUUUCCGUUGUCCUCAGAUGACAGUUUUAUUUCUGAUGACAUUUUGAAAGAGAGAAUGGUCACAUAUACCCACUCAACAAGUCAACAUGAAAUUAAAACUGACCCAAACCAUUUCAAAAUGGCUUAUUUCAUGAUGACUUUAUUAUUAUUUCCAUAUCCUCAUAUAGCUUUAGUUUACAUGAAUGUUUGCUGAUGUCAACACAGCUUUCUUGAAUGUUUUCCCCCCUUUUCCUUUUCAUUUUUGUACUCUACUCUCGAGUCUGACCGUGUUUUCUUGUAUGAUUUGAAACUGGAAUAUCAAGCCCACAAAAAAAACCAUAUCAAUACAUUCCAGACCUUUCCGUUUGCGUUCACUCAACCCAGCCUUUUAUGAAACACUGCCGUGGCUGAGGAACGCUGGAUUGUACUCUAGUUCUGAAUGUUUUGUAACCUGAAUUUUUGUGUAAGAAAUUAAUAUCGCUUCCAGUGAAAACUGGCGUAGUUGAAACUGCCAUGAGGUCCAUCAAAUUUUGGAAUAGCAACAGAAGAAAAAUACAAGCAUAUCCUCUUUGUCAAUUCAAUUUUGGCUGGCUAGGUCAUUAAUACAAACCAGAUAGAUCUUUGUUUUUUGUAUUAAGGCUUUUGCGGUGAUAUUUGUGCUGAAUGUACCAAAGGUUUAGGGCUGCUGUAGACUGUCCCAACCCCACUUCUGUCCAUGUUUUAUUAGAAAUUUUAUUAAAACAAAUAUUAAAAGACAAAUCUUUUUAAACACCCAAUUUCUUCCUCCUAAUUUGACUUUUUAGAGUAGUUUUUUUCACAAUGCUGUUUUACAACUAAAUAUAAAGGAGCUAUAAAAUGUGUCCUCAAUUAUGCUUUUUGUUGUUGUUUGAAGAUGAAAAUGCAUUGCUGAUGUGGAUGCAGUAUGUCUAACAUGUAUCAACAUUUAUCAUCAGGUGAUGUAAUGGAAUAGUUCAGCCAAAAAUGUAAUUUCUGUCCUUUAUUCACCCUCAUGUCUUUCCAAAGCUGUAUGACUUAGAAAAGUUAUUUCUCAGAAUGUCCAGGCUGCUAUUCUCCAUACAGUGAAUGUUAAUGAAGCCUGGGAAUGUAAAAAGCACCAUCAAAUCCAGCGUUCCUUGGAAGAAAGAACAUCAUGUGGAUUAAGACUUGAGGGUGAGUAAACAAUGUCAGACUUUCCAUUUUUCGGCAAACUGUUCCUUUAAGGGUGUGUUCACACUUGUUAUCCAGUUCUCUUGGUUUGUUUUGGUCCGAAUCAAAAAAACAAAAAAAUUAUACAUUUAGUCCUGGUUCGCUUAGCGUUCACACUGUCAUUUUAACACUACACCGGAUGUUGUCGCUUGCAUCACAACAGCUAAAAGCUGUCUACACUGUAUGCGACCAAAGACUAUAGAAUAACACUAGACGCAUCACUCGUAUCGUUUUGAAUGGGAGAAAGUGCAACAUGCAAUAUGGCAAAAUAAGUCCCGCCUUCUAAAUAAGAGCCAAUCGCCGAUUGGUAAAGUCAUCGCGUCACUGCAGCGGCUAUUAGAACUUUGGUUCCUAUAGAAACAGUCAGAUGCGCUUAGGACUGCACAUGUGCAUUAGCUUGAUCCAGCCUGAAAAAUACAGGUUUUUUUGUCAUGAUUCGAGCGUUUAGAAACAAAAUUUAUGAGACAGUUGUUGACAGAUUUCAUUGGUGAUUUCAAAUAUGAGAUUUAAUUGAAAGCUUGGCAAACAGCUUUGGAAAAUUUGAUGUUUCCCCAUUCAAAGAGAUAGGAGCUGCACUUGCAUUCCCCAGAGGCGUUUCAAAGAUGGUCGCCGAGUGAAAUGACUUGUUUUGACGUGGCAAAGCACCAUUUGUCCUUUGUGUUGGGCUAAAUGUGCUCGUUGUGUGUGUGUGUCAUAGUGGUAUUUUUUUUUUUAUCAGGAGAGGCUAGCAAUAAAAAACUAGCUUUGAAAGUAUAAGAUCCCACCCUCCCUUCAGAGCGUCUUCAAAGCCACUCCUCCUUCAAAACACACAGCAGAGUCUGUGUUAAAUUACCUCAUGUCUCAAAGCACAUAACAUUACAAUAAUAAUGAACGUCAACAACUUACAGAGCUCUUACUUGUACCAGCUGACUGCUGCAGAAUCAUUUCGGCGUUAAUAGUGUUGACAUAGAAACACAUAAAUCCGAGUCCGAGGACAUCGUCACGGGUUGCCAUCUUGUAAUUGCGGUUACGACACAUAUACAACGCAGCAUAAGCUUGUUGUUUUGGUUCAGGAGGAACGGUGAAAUGUGGCUGCUGUUUGUUUGUGGUGCUCGGUGACUGUCUGUCUACAACUCUGCAUAGCCUUACAUUUGUCGCAUUGCAUCGCGCCGCAACAGCUAAAAGCUGUCUACGCUGAACACGACAAACUGAACUUUUCAAAGCACUUGGACUACGUCAGAAAUAGAACGGGGAAUACGUUUACUGUCGGGAAUUUGCAUCGCGCUGCAUCCAGUGUAGACAGUCUCACUGAUUAUAAUGGGUUCUGUUGUCUUUUGACGUGUUGUGUCGCGCCGCUUACGCUGAUGACGUCUGCGCGAGCAGGUGCGCGGAGGAAUGUAAAUACAUGUUGACAGGCAGGUAGGAGAUCAUAUCAUUGCAUUAGGACCAAUUGAACAGACAUUUUUUGGUCCUGAGAAAUCCACAGAAGAUAUGUAUUUAAUAUUUAGAAUACUUCUAUUAUUGAUUGCUGGAUGUGAAGAGAGUUUUAACCAGUUUAACAAAAAGUGUUCCUUUGUUGAACACAAAGAUCUGCUGCAAGGAGACAUGGUUCUGACGCCUGUACUGAAGUGUAAUGGGCAACAUAUAGAUCAUAUGACGAGAAAAAAUAGGUAGAGUCGCAUGUAGGGUCGCAUGUCCGUGUUAUGUUUAUAUUUAGUCAAACUGCACCAAAAAGCUGGUCCGCUUGUUGGGUGCACACCAAGGUUCACACUUAUUCAAAUGAACUGCAUCAACAGAGCACCUCACCAGAAUUUUUUUUAAUCGAACCAAAUCUGCCAAGUGUGAACACACCCUAAAUGUACCCUGCCUUUCUAAAGACCAGAGGCUUCAGACUGAGAUCAGGCUCCAGCUUUCUGCUGGUGUUCAUUAAAAGAAAGCUGCUGCUUUUGACUUUAUGUACAACUUCAAUUUUGCACCGUUCACAUGCUCUGAAAUGGGUGACUGUUGACUGGAUAACAGCUUUCAGAGCUCCACAUGGGUUUUUCUCUUUUUUGUUUCAGCAAAGAUGAUUGUAUAAAGCUGUUUAUCUCACAGAAAA
This is a messenger RNA of Ctenopharyngodon idella (grass carp), 10285 nucleotides long. RefSeq names its product HECT, C2 and WW domain containing E3 ubiquitin protein ligase 2b (gene hecw2b). The coding region runs from base 1869 to 6278 and encodes 1469 amino acids. The record is from RefSeq and is a predicted model, not a curated record. The transcript is spliced from 30 exons. Gene Ontology annotation, biological process: regulation of dendrite morphogenesis. NCBI's taxonomy places the organism in Eukaryota, Metazoa, Chordata, Actinopteri, Cypriniformes, Xenocyprididae. Gene Ontology annotation, molecular function: ubiquitin-protein transferase activity; protein binding.